Molecule: messenger RNA, 1007 nt
Organism: Elgaria multicarinata webbii
Lineage: Eukaryota; Metazoa; Chordata; Lepidosauria; Squamata; Anguidae
Gene: MAIP1
Product: matrix AAA peptidase interacting protein 1
Exons: 5
Coding region: 10-843 (277 amino acids)
Biological process (GO): protein insertion into mitochondrial inner membrane from matrix
Cellular component (GO): mitochondrial inner membrane
Molecular function (GO): ribosome binding
Source: RefSeq, a predicted model, not a curated record
CGCCUUGGGAUGUCGGGGGGGCUGAGGCGGGGCCCAAUGGCGCUGCCCGCGAGGGCCUGUUGCAGCCGGUGCCGCUGGCGCCACCAGCGCCUCUCCCUCGCCCACCCUCAGCGCUCUUCCUCGCUGCUGGCGACCGCGCCGCAGGCCAAGCCCGGCUGGGUCGGGCUCCCCGCGCCGGCCUCUCCCCGCACAGCCGCCCCGUCCUUGCUGCCGCCGCCGCCCUGUCCGUGGCUGCCCCCCGCGCGCCCCUACAGCAGCGAGCCCGAGCGGGGCGGGCGGCGGAAGCCGAGCGUGGUGGUCGUGGAAGUCCCCAAGCCUCUGCUGUGGCUCCGCACCCGCCUCUACUUCUUCCUUAUCCGCGCCUACUUUGACCAGGAGUUCAGCAUCCGCGACUUCACGGAGGGGGCCAAGCAGGCCUUUGCUCUUGUUUCAGGACUAAUUUCUCAAUGUAAAUACGAUCUACUGGAGGAACUUGUGUCAGAAGAGAUGGUCCAGGUGCUAAAGGAGAAGCUUUCUUCACUGUCUGAAAACCACAAAAGUGCCCUAGCUGCUGACAUGGAUGAAAUAAUGUACACAACAGCAGGAGAUGUUGGCAUUUACUACGAUGACAGCGGAAGGAAGUUUGUUAGCAUCCUGAUGCGUUUCUGGUAUCUGACUAGCGUUGACCUCCCUGAUGAAACUCCAGAUGGAACCAAAGUAUUCCAAAUUGUGUUUGGAGACACAACAACAAAGGAAACAAAACGUCUCUUAACGGCAAAUUAUGAAUUUCGAAGAGAAUUUACGCAAGGUGUGAAACCAGACUGGACAAUUACACGGAUUGAACAUCCAAAGCUGUUAGAAUAAGCUGACUGAACAGAGACUUUCAUAGACAAUUAUCAAUAUUCUGCUGCAUCAACGAACAUCUCAAGAUUCAUGAACCACAAUCUAUUGUGGACUAAUUUUGUACUUCUUAAAUACCCAAACACAGUCAUUCUCAGAGGCAUAAAAAUAAAAUCUUUCCCAUCAGA